Molecule: messenger RNA, 553 nt
Organism: Paramecium pentaurelia
Lineage: Eukaryota; Ciliophora; Oligohymenophorea; Peniculida; Parameciidae
Source: the annotation of a GenBank genome assembly
AUGAAAAAUAGGUUCAAAGUAAUCCUAUAGCCACAGAACCAAGAUUUAUAUUUGGAAGCUGACUAAUCUAUUUCAGUUGAGGAAUUAUUUGAAUACAUAAAGACCUCUUUUAAGUAAUGUUAUUUUAUGAAGUAGAAUUGAUAAUGAUUUGAAAAAUUGGAAUUGUUAUUCUGAAUCAAAAUGCAUGUAUUUAGAUUUAAAGAGUGAAUUAGAAAAUGUCUAAAAUGACAACUUAAUCAUCAAUACUUAACAUUUUUCAAAUACUCACACUGGAAUGAAUCAAGACUAAUAAUCAAUAAAUAAUCAACAUUUUCAAACUCCAUAAUAAUAAAUCAAUAAUCAAUAUUAAUAAAAAAAUAAAAAAUAAGACUAAAUUAAUUCAUAUGUAUUUAAUGAAAUUCCCGAUUCCAAUAAACUAUCUAUUAAUUUUGUAAUAAGAGAUGGAUCUAUUAAAAGAUAAUUCCCAAGACAAUUCUUAAGAUAAUUCUCAAGAUAAUUUAAUAUACAUGAUAAAUUAUUAAAAUUAAAAGAUGCGGUGAUGGAAUAUUUAUGA